Molecule: messenger RNA, 4248 nt
Organism: Clupea harengus (Atlantic herring)
Lineage: Eukaryota; Metazoa; Chordata; Actinopteri; Clupeiformes; Clupeidae
Product: RILP-like protein 1
Biological process (GO): cilium assembly
Cellular component (GO): cytoplasm; ciliary basal body
Molecular function (GO): small GTPase binding; protein dimerization activity; dynein light intermediate chain binding
Source: RefSeq, a predicted model, not a curated record
UCCUCCUCUCCACUCCUCCUCUCCUCUCCACUCCUCCUCUCCACCUCACCGGAGGACUCCACUCCUGGACUCCACAAAAGGAGUUAUCACUUUGCAUUUAAUCUAGGUCCUAAUUUGUGUUCCGAACAACUGUUACUGUUUUUGAAAAAGGGAGUUUUGAUGAAACUAAAUAUGUGUGUGUCCACCGCAGUAUAUGAUUAUGAUGGGGCACAUUUAUGAAGGCUGUGAUGUCACUGAAUGUGCUAUAACUGGGGUGUGUGUGUGUGUGUGUGUGUGAGUGUUUAUGGGUGUUUUCAGUUUGUACACAUAGAAGUAUUUAGAAUUGUUUGUUUGUUUGUGUUCCUUUUAUGUUUGUGUGUUUUGGGGGGUGGAUGCAUGUGUUGGCACAGUGGAGCAACUACAAGCACACAAUCUUUUUUUCUUUCUCUUCCUUUUCGAAGUCUUUCUGUCACAGUCUGCAUUGAGGCCUCUCAGGACAAAGCCUUUCGAACGAAUCACACGUCUUUUCCACCUUCUGUUUGGUUUUUUUAUUAUGUCGAGGAUCCCAUGUACAAGUCCAUAUCAGGAUGUGUGCUUGUGUUCGCUGGAUGUACGUACCCUUCUAAAUCCUGCGCAAUACAGAGAUGAACACAUUUAUAUUCAGGGAGGUGUAUAUCGUAUCAUAUAAAAAUGAAGUUAUGUGACCGGUUAUAGUAGCAGUAGUAGAUGCAUAUCCCCUAACAGACUGAUUUAAAAUGAUCUAUUGUUGUAUCUUUUAAAGUAUCAAGAGUUCAAAAGAAAAAGCAAACUACUUUUGAGGGGGAAAAACGUGCCUUUCUCUCUUUACAUGAGACUUUUAAAUAUUGAUCGUAUGGAUUUUAUAUUAUCAUCACUGUACUGCUCUCUUCCUGGGGGCGUCGAUACUAGUAAACAGUCCUUUAGCGAUGCUAGUCAUGCUAGUUAUGCUAACGGCAUGCCUAGCUCUGCGGUGCUGGUGUGUGUAUAGCUCCCUUUAGACUCCCUAGAGUAGUGUCACUGCCUGGCCUUCAUCAAACUGCGUUGCCAUAGCGCUCUGCGUGUAAUAAGAAGCAUAUUAUCCACACUUAAACAAAUUCAAGCUUGUUACUCAGCACAAGCGAUUGGUUUGUCCGCAUGAUGGAGUAACACCAAUUGUCCAACCCUUCCACCUUAAAAUCCCUAAGCCCUUCCACCUUAAAAUCCCUAACCCUUUUGAGGUUGUGUUUUUUAUUUUGUUCGUUAUGUUUGGUUUUUUCCCUCUAAUGUAAUAUGCAUGCGAGUAUCUGAGGCUGGGUUGAAGAUGGUGCUGGAAAACUCUAGAAUGCUGUGCAUAUCUACUGAGGGUCUGUCAAUGUCGAGGGUCUUUUUUAGGUGGUGCCUAUUCUCUUUUUCUGAAAGGGGUAAUAAAUAUUCUUUCCUUUUUGUGUUCGCUCCUCAUGUCUUGUUAAGAUGUCUUUAUAUACUGAAAUCAUAUUAAUAUAUUUUAGACUGUGGUAUCCUGAAAUUAAAUAAACGUACAUGUCAAAUGAAGUUUCGUUUAUGAAAGAAUGUUUUGUGUUUCAUAACAUGGCUUGUGGUGUGUAGAAUUAAGAGUUUAUGUCUAUCUGAUUCAAAGACGAUAUUGAUCUUCAAGUUACUGUUAAUAAGAUUGUGAUGGACAGACAUUUCAAAACAAACCUUAGAGAUUUAAAAAAGAAUUCUCUCCAAAAGAAUAUAGCCUGUUGCCUUCAGAUAUACGUUAUUUUAAACUCAUUUCAAACAAAUCUAGCAUACUUUAGUGUUUAGAUUGAAGGACAGUAUAAGAUUAACAACACUGGCAGCGUCUGCUUUUCGUGCAGCUGUUUGACAACACUCGGUUAAUAGUUUCAAGCAACUCCUGUACCCCCUAUCAGACAUGCGCAGAAAGUUGUCUCGAGUUUGGCAGCCGUGUUGUGAGCACUGAGUUCCCGAACUUGUUGCGUAUUGCAAUGUGCCAGAGACACUGCAUGUCGCGGCGCGACUGAUUUCUCACGCGAAAAUGGCCUCAGGAUGCCCAUUAAUCCCUCUCUCUCGAACUCGAAAAACAGGUAAAACUAUUAUUGGUCUUCCUGUUGGUUGGCACGCUGACAUUUGAAUGUCAAUGCCGCGUAUUAUUGACUUCAGAGCGGCUGGUUUCAUAAAACAGGCUACUGUAUGUGGUGUGCGUUAGUGAUAUAACUCAAGGUCUUGGUCAUGGAUAACUGUGGUAAGUCGCUGGAGAAAAACCCAGCGGAUUUGACCGUCGUGGAUGUUUACGACAUUGCUGCGGUGAUGGGACAGGAGUUCGAGCGUAUAAUCGACCGAUACGGCUGUGAAUCCCUGACCCGUAUCAUGCCCAAAGUAGUGCGGGUUCUGGAGAUUCUGGAGGUGCUAGUGGGUCGCAACAACAUAAGCGCGGAGACUGAAGAGCUGCGUCUGGAACUGGACAGGUUGCGACUGGAGAGGCGAGAUCGCUUGGAGCGUGAGAAACGACACCAAAAGGAUGUGGAGCUGGUGGAGGACGUGUGGAGGGGAGAGAGCCAGGAGCUGCUGUCUCAGAUCGCAGAUCUGCAGGCCCAGAACAAGAGCCUCGUGAGCAGCCUCACCCUGCGGGACAAGCCCUCCGACCAGGAGAAGGUGCCGCAGGACGGUAUGUCGGAGAAAGAGAAGCAGGUUGUGAGUAAGCUGAAGGAAGUGGUCGCCCAGCAGAAGAAUGAGAUCCAGGCCAAGGAACACGAGCUCACACUGAAGAGUGAAGACUUGGAGGCACUUCAGCUGCAGCUGCACAGGCUGAUGCGGAUGAACCAGGAGCUGCGGCGGCGCGUGGGGCUGGUGGAGGCCCAGGGCAAGGAGGUGAUCCAGCAGCGGGCCGAACUGGAGGCGCUGGCCCAGGUGCAGCAGCAGGAGCUGGGGGAGGUGCGGCAGGAGCUGGGGGAGGUGCGGCAGGAGCUGGCCCACCUCAGGGAGGACCACCGCAGGAGGGAGGACCACCAGGAGGGGGCGCCACUGACCACGCCUACUCCCCCUCGGCCACGGAUGAGACGCAGGGCUCAGAGGGACAGCACGGGGGAGAAGGCUAAGACGCAACCGCAGCUCUCCGCAGCAGCUGCGGGAGCAUGCCCAGUAGAGGCCUCGCUGUGGGCGGAGUGUGGGAUGGAUCAGGACUUCCUGCAAUGCUGCGUCCCGGAGGAGAGCCCCGCCCACCCGUCUGUCUCUCACAGCACAGACUCCUCCCCCUCCCCCUCACCCACACAGAACCCCAACCCUGACAUUGAGGAUGAGGAGGUGUCUGGGCUGCUCUGGGAGGCGUUGCGAGAGGAGGAGCCAGAGGCCGACGUCGAGCAGGAAGGGGAGGGGCCUGAUGCCGAGGUCGAGCAGGAAGGGGAGGGGCGUGGCAGCGCAGAGCAGAGGGAGGCCAACCCGCCCCGCUUCACCCUUCAGGACCUGCAGGAGGUGCUGCAGGAGAGGAACGAGCUCAAGACCCAGGUGUUCACGCUGCAGGAGGAGCUGGCCUAUUACAAGAGUGAGGAAGAGGAGGAGGCCUUCAUCCCCAUAUAUCCCAUCAUGCCCUUGCCACCCUUGCCACCCUUGCCACGCUCCCCGCCCAACGAGCAGUCGGAGUCUGGGAUCAAACGCCUGAUAUUUACGGCGGUCAUGCCAAUGGUGGCUGCUGGCUUAAUCAGUGAUGACCCCACACUGCUGCCAAUCAGGAGGCUCAUCUCAUUUGUUUAGAGUCUAAAAAUCUCCUGGCGCAAGAGAUGAACUUUACCAAUUUGGAGCGAAGUCUACCAAUCAAGGAGGAGGUGCUAGAAGAUCGUGAGAACCACAAGAACGUCACACAUGCACUUCAAAGGGGAGGAGAUGCCUUUAUCCGUAGAGACACAGGAUGUUAAUGUCUUCCUUGAUUAUAGACUACUUUAGGUGUGAUUCCAUCCCCCUUUCCAAAAUCAAUGAGCUUUCUUAACACAAGCUUUGCUACGGCAAGUUAUUUGACCCUGGCUAAUUCAGUUUAUUUAUUUCAUUGUUUGUUUUUGUUUUAUUUUAAAUCUAAUGCAUCACCACAGGAGGAACAUGCCGGGUGGGUGGCAGUCUAGACAAGCACUAACUAAUUGUGAACUGGAGUGUACUGUACAUACAUGGUCAUCAGCUGCUGGGCCCCUAAUCCCCACUGUAUAGGUUCAGCUGCCAAUGGGAGGUUGGGGAAUGUGACAUAUGGGUUUUUAUGUGUAUUAUUAAAUGUAUUUUUCAAAUGUA